AUGAGUCUACUUGGGAGGUUGAACUACAUUAGCAUGUUUAUUGCUCAACUCACAACCACUUGUGAGCCCAUUUUCAGACUUUUGAAAAAGGAUGCUGUUGUCCGAUGGACGGAUGAUUGUCAACAAGCUUUUGACAAAAUCAAGGAAUAUUUGUCCAAACCUCCCGUGUUGGUCCCGCCUGAACUUGAUAGACCUCUCUUUCUAUAUCUUUCAGUGACAGAUAAUUCCUUUGGGUGCGUUCUCGGUCAACACGAUUCCACAGGCAGGAAGGAGCAAGCUAUUUACUACUUGAGCAAGAAAUUCACUAGUUAUGAGGUCAAACUCGCGAAAUGGCAAAUCUUGCUCACUGAAUUUGACAUUAUAUAUGUCACUCGAACUGCAAUGAAAGCUCAAGCUCUGGCAGACCAUUUGGCAGAGAAUCUAGUCGAUGGCAACUACGAACCACUGGAUACAUAUUUUCCAGAUGAAGAGAUUAACUCAGUUGAAGAAGUAAAUCCAGAUGAAAACCAGGCUUGGCAAUUAUACUUUGAUGGAGCAAUCAACAAAAAAGGCACAGGGAUUGGGGCAAUUCUCAUAUCGCCCACAGGACAGCAUUACCCUGCGACAGCUCGACUUCGUUUCUUCUGUACAAAUAACACAACAGAGUAUGAAGCUUGCAUCAUGGGUCUAAAUAUGGAAAUAGAUUUGGGUGUGCAAGAAUUGAUUGUGUUGGGAUAUUCUGAUUUGCUUAUUAGGCAAGCUCAGGGCGAAUGGAAAACUCGAGACCUCAAGCUUCUUCCCUACAAACAAUGUGUGGAAGAUCUUAGCAAAAGGUUUAGGUCCAUCGAGUUUAGAUACAUUCCCAGAUUUCAUAAUGAAUUGACAGAUGCCUUGGCUACUUUGGCCUCAAUGCUUCCAUAUCCUGGAAACACUUGUAUUACUCCCUUGGAGAUUCAACUUCGGGACCAACAUGGCUAUUGUAACACUGUGGAAGCAGAAUCAGAUGGUGAGCCGUGGUACCUAGAUAUCAGGAAUUUCUUGCAAACAGGGAAAUGUCCUGAACAUGCCAAUGGAAGCCAAAAAAGAACUAUUAGACGUUUGGCUAGUGGUUUCUUUUUGAGCGGGGAAAUUUUAUAUAAACGCACCCCGGAUCUGAACUUAUUGAGAUGUGUGGAUGUUGAAGAAGCCGAAAAGAUCAUGAAUGAAAUACAUGCUGGGGUAUGUGGACCACACAUGAAUGGAUAUGUCCUUGCGAAAAAGAUACUCCGUGCAGGAUAUUACUGGCUUACCAUGGAAAGGGAUUGCUUUCUCUUUGUGAAAAAAUGUCAUCAAUGUCAAAUUCAUGGUGAUCUCAUUCAUUCACCACCUUCAGAGUUGCACCCCAUUGCCGCUCCUUGGCCCUUUGUUGCAUGGGGAAUGGAUGUCAUCGGACCAAUUGAGCCAAAGGCUUCUAAUGGACAUCGAUUCAUUUUGGUCGCAAUUGAUUACUUUACUAAAUGGGUAGAGGCAAUCACUUUCAAGGCAAUCACUAAGAAGGUGGUCGUGGAUUUUGUCCAUUCAAACAUCAUUUGUCGUUUUGGUAUCCUAAGAACUAUCAUCACAAAUAAUGCUGCAAACCUUAAUAGCAAUUUGAUGAAGGAGGCCAACGGAGCUGUGGAGGCAGCCAACAAGAAUAUCAAAAAGAUUCUUAGGAAAAUGGUUCAAGGCACUAGACAAUGGCAUGAGAAGCUGCCUUUUGCACUUUUAGGGUAUCGCACAACAGUGCGCACCUCGAUUGGUGCAACUCCUUAUUUGCUGGUGUAUGGGACUGAGGCUGUGAUACCAGCGGAAGUUGAAAUUCCAUCUCUUCGAAUUAUUGUCGAGGCUAAAAUUGAAGAUACUGAAUGGGUCAAAACCCAACUAGAGCAGCUCACAUUAAUAGAUGAGAAGCGAUUGACGGCCGUCUGUUUUGGUUAG
Solanum stenotomum is the source of this 1935-nucleotide messenger RNA. RefSeq lists its product as uncharacterized. The record is from RefSeq and is a predicted model, not a curated record. The coding region runs from base 1 to 1935 and encodes 644 amino acids. The transcript is spliced from 3 exons. Gene Ontology annotation, biological process: DNA integration. Gene Ontology annotation, molecular function: RNA-DNA hybrid ribonuclease activity; nucleic acid binding. Lineage: Eukaryota; Viridiplantae; Streptophyta; Magnoliopsida; Solanales; Solanaceae.